Ogataea angusta is the source of this 861-nucleotide messenger RNA. RefSeq lists its product as uncharacterized. The transcript has a single exon. The record is from RefSeq and is a predicted model, not a curated record. Bases 1 to 861 code for a protein of 286 amino acids. Lineage: Eukaryota; Fungi; Ascomycota; Pichiomycetes; Pichiales; Pichiaceae.
AUGGUAGCAACCAUGGAAAAAUUCGAACUAGAAUACCAACCUAAAAAAGUCAGGGCUUACGCAGUGAAAGUUCUAAAGGAGCUCACCAAAAAGAAAACACGGCCCAUGCUUAUGUGCUUCCGUAACUGGGAGACGAGAGUUGGGUUUUGCGGGCCAGAAGAUGAAACUGAGUCUGAUGACCAGACCCGCGUCCUUGUUUUCAACGACAAGUACAUUUCUUUCUUGAUUCCGUGGAUGAUGUCGUUCUGCUGGUACGUGGACGAGAUAAUGGAGGAGCUUGCCGACCUUAGAGACCUCAACACUGUCAGCAACGGGAAACUGACUCUUGGUCCCGUGUUCACGGUCGCCGAGCUUGUUAAAAUCGAUAUGGUUUUCAGACUUUUCACCACGAUUGUUCCUAAACAAAAAGGGGAGCCGAAACCGCUUCACUCCAAGGUGACCGAGGUUCCUAGAGUGGAGGAGCCAAAAUCUACCGGGGUUUUGAAACCAAUUGACAGCUUGAAACCUGUUGAGAUUUCGGAGCCUGCUGAAGUUCUGCAGCCUGUUAGAAAUCCAGAGCCUGUUAAAGCUGACAAACCUGCUGACGCCAAACCUGCUGACGCCGUCAAACCUCCUUCUUCCAGGACUCUUGACCCCUCCAAGUCGGCUGAACCGUUCAGGUUCUCCAAUCCCUCUGUUCCAUGUUUCUCUAAAGACAUCCCGGGACCUCCAUGCUUUGACCACGAGCCUUCUGAUGCAGUCCCUCAAAAACCAGCUCAGCCAGCAAGCAAUGCUGUGGUUAUUCAGAAGCCAUUGUUUGAUGACCUCGUCAACAAAAUACAGGGUCUUCAAUUGUCCAUUGAGAUUAUGCAGAAUAUGUAG